CUCUAUUGGAAUAUUUGGCUCCAUGUAAACGUGGCUAGUGUCAACCGGAAAUACAUCUAGCUGACGAUAGCACCGACUUAUUCAUAGUGUAGGCGUUCAAUGCAUUUCUUGUUGUUGUUUGUGUUUCUUCUGUCUCUCUCUCCUUUUCUUCUGUUCACCCAUAAACCCUUCCUGCUCGCUACUUUGUCUUAAUAAACGAGGUAUGUUAAAAAAAAAAAAAAUAAAAAAAAAGAAUUUACGAGUGUGUUGUUUACUCAAAACAGUUUUUUUCAACACUGCAGUUAUCAUAGCCUACUAUAUGAUGUAAUACCCACUCCAUUUCCCCACGCUGUUUAAUAAAAUACAGUACUGUAUCGUUUGAGCCCGACACUUACCUUCGUCGACAGAAGUCUGUCACCAUGGUAACGUGUAAGCGGUCCCAAUAGAUGAUUCUUUCUAAAGUCUGACACUGUUUCAGACUACGAAUACCAAUCAAAAGUAGGCCUAUUUAUUUAUGGCACUUAUUAAAAAAAUGUUUAUGUUUAUCAUAAUUUCGCCACACCUUGGUUACCAAAAAUAACACAUUCAGCGGCCAUCUUAAAGCAGUGAACUUUAGUGGCGGUUCAGCUAACCUAAGGUUUGGGAUUUUCUCUAUUUCUCUUUCUAUUUCUAUCUAUUUAUAUCUUUCUAUUUCUACUACUCUUCUUGGCGAAAUCUUGACGGAAUAUCUGUUUUAUUUUCUUCAUAACAUAACAUAUUAACCUGGCCAUGAUUAAGGCUGAAUGUUGAAAAGUCGGAUAAUUAUUUUAUGUAAUGCAGUUAAUUUACUGCAUCCCAAAACCAAGAAUGGCACUGACACAAAAUGGCGGGUACGCAAUAACGGUCGUCCCGAGUGGGUUACAGAAAGCAUUACGCAUCUAUCCCUAUAUGUUUUUAUUACAUGUUAUUUUUUUUAAACUGAUGAAACUUCUGGUUAAAAAACAAUAUAUUUACACGUCAGUACAUAAUAUUAUUUUAGAUUGUUUAUCAUUUUCUAUUGAUGCUGUAAAUUUGAAUAAAAAGAAACAUACAAAAAAUGGUGCCGUUUAAGCGCAAUGCAGAAACUUCCGGCCUUUCACCCAAUCGUACACUUUAAAUUUGAGACGCGUCCGUCGGCGAAAUAUGAUUGGUUGGUUUAACUUUAUUAGCUAGUUUUGAAUUGUGUACGACUAGUAGACGUCGGACUGUUGAAAUAUCGCACUGGUGUGACUGCCGAACUGAGCAGUCCCAUUUUUACAGGGAGAGAAAAAGAUUUAUUUGAUGAACUGGAAAAAUUGUUCAACUCUUGGGUGUUUUAUGUCAUUUCCACCUUUACAGAGUUGAGAGAAAGGGUCUUUCGUGAUGGCUCUUGUUAAUCUGGGUGUUAAGGCUCUCAUUAACUGGGUCAAUAGUAUAAUUUCGCCCAACCGAGAAAUUCACGUUGAAGAUUUACAGGAUGGCGAAUUCCUGCUUCGUGUUGUUUACAAGAUAAAAAACGAACCAGACCCUCCUUCAACUGAAACAAUCGAAGAACGUUUUGAACUGAUAGCUCAAUUUGUAGAGGAGGAUUGCAGAUUUAGUCCAACCAAGGGUACCUCACUAUCCUGGGAGAACAUAAGAAAUGGAAUCAACCUGACUGUGGAAAUUUCAAAGUUGCUUUUGUUGCUAGUUUAUCAUGACAUGAUGAAUGAACGAUGCACCCUCAAAACCUUGGAAUGUGAAGUCGAGAGGGAGAUUGCAAAUCUGACUGGCUCUUUCGUAAUGGAGAGUUUUGGCUGUGUUUAUCUGAAAAGUGGCCUGGACACCUACUUGGCAAAGCGAUAUUUGCAUGUGUCUCAUGAGUUAUUGGAGCGGACGGCAAGCACCUCUACCUCCAAUGCGUCAACUGUAUCUUCACUCUCUGAUGAAGACUCCCCAAUGUUCCAUCGCACACCAAAAGUCACAUUUCUCGAUGUCCAUACUGUGGCGUCGUCUUCUGUCAGUAAAUCUCCUAUUCAAGACAUAAUGAACACUCCGAAAUUUCAGUUGCGGAAGCUUCAGCGCCAGAUCGUCCAAGACAGAGAUUAUAGGGAUGGCCUUGAGAGGGAACUCGCCAGCAAGAUUAGCCUCAUUUCAAUAAGAGAAUCACACAUUAACCAGUUGGAGUAUAAUCUGAACAAGAUGAAAGGGGAGCAAAGUGAACAAGAGCAGAGUACCAGGGCACAAAUAGAUGAACUCGAGAGCAAGAUUAACUCUUUGCAACUGCGACUCAAUGAGAUUCUUAAAGAAUAUAAAGACUUCAAAAGCAAUGCAUCGUUGGCGGAACAAAAAGUGGAUCAACUUGAAGAGGAGAAAGGUGUCCUCUCUUCACAGGUUCGUGCGGCUUAUGCACAGCUGUCUACGUCUCAAACUGAAGUUAGCAGGCUGAAGGAAACCCUAGCAUCUUGUCAAGAGGAGUGGCAAACCAAAAUUGACUACUUGAUCUCUGAACUCAAUCAAGCCACUUCGCAAAAGGACGUGCUGACUGAACAAAUUGAGAUCCUACAGGGAAAGAUUUCACGUUUAGAAGAUGACCUUACAGCAGCCAAAAAGAAUGAUGUAGGAGAAAACAUGGGGCCAAUAAUUGAGAGAGAUGAGCUGGAAAGUGAAAUCGUCCAAUUGAAGAAGGAGCUUGACAGCACAUUGUGCUGCUUGAAGAAGGCUGAAGCCAAUGAAGAGGAAAAAUCAAGGCAGCUUUCGUCUUAUGAGCAAGAAAUCACCCAACAGAAUGAACUCCUGGAGCAACAAAACUUGCUCAUUGAAGAUCUUGUUCGAUCCAAGGAUCACAUUAUGAAAGAGCUGCAAAAGGAAAUAUCUGAGCAGAGAGAAGCCCUUCAGAAAAAGAUUGAUCAUCUUCAACUUCAACUUGAUAAAGCAGAGCAGCAGAAGGCUGACCAAAUUAGUGAAUUACUGGCAGCGCAAAAGGCUCUGGAGGAACGAGUGAACUUGCUGAUUCUGGAGAAGGAGAGACUUGUUCAGGCCGCAGAAAGAGAGAAUUUGGCUUCACUUGACCGGGAAGAAGUGCUUAAGAAAGAGCUUGAAUUAUUGAAGCAAGAAGAAGCUAAAUUCUUAAUGGAAAAGGAAAAAUAUGAGGAGAGUGAGAGGCUAAAGAAAGAACUGCAGGAGCAGCUGUUGGCUAAAACGGAAGCUGUGGAAGACUACAAAGAUAAGAGAGAAAAGCUGGAGCAUGAAAUAUUCAGAUUGAAGACUGAACUUGACAGCACAGUUGACUGCUUGAAGAAGGCUGAGGCCAGCGAUGAGGCAAAAACAUGGCAGCUUUCAGCUAUUCAGCAAGAAAUCAAACAACAUAAAAAACUCCUGGAGGAACAAAACCUUGAAAUUGAGGACAUGGUCCGAUCCAAGGACCACAUCAUACAAGGGCUACAAAUGGACAUAUCUGAGCAGAAGGAAGCCCUUCAGGAAAAGAUUGAUAAAUUUGUGCAAGCAGAGCAGCAGAAAGCUGACCAGAUUAGUGUGCUACAGACAGAGCAGAAGGCUCUGGAGAAACAGGUGGACCUGCUGGUUUUGGAGAAGGAGACUCUUUUUCAAACCAAACAACAAACUGAGCGAGAGAAAUUCGCAUCACUUGAACGGGAAGAAUUGCUCAAGAAAGAGGUUGAAUUAUUGAAGAUGGAAGAAACUAAACUCUUGAAAGAAAAGGAAAAGUAUGAGGAGAGUGAGGGCCUAAAGAGAAAACUGCAAGACCAGCUCAUGGAAAAAACUGAAGCAGUGGAAGACUACAAAGCUAAGAGAGACGAAUUGGAGCUUGAACUAGUCCGUUUGAAGAAUGAGCUUGAAGGCACAGUUGCCUGCUUGAAGAAGGCUGAGGCCAAUGAGGAGGAAAAAUCAAGGCAGCUUUCGGCCUAUGAACAAGAAAUCACCGAAAAGAAAAAACUCCUUGAACAACAAAACUUGAAGAUUGAAGACCUUGUUCGAUCCAAGGAUCACACUAUGAAAGAGCUGCAAAAGGAAAUAUUGGACCAGGGGGCAGCUCUUCAGAAGAGGAUUCAUCAACUUGAGCAAGCAGAGCAGCAGAAAGAUGACAAGAUUAGUGAACUGCGGGUGGAGCAGAAGGCUCUGGAGGAAAAGGUGGACAUGCUGGUUCUGGAGAAAGAGAGACUUGUUCAGACAAAGCAAUCCAUCGAGAUUGAGAUGUUUGCCUCACAUGACCGGGAAGAAGUGCUAAAGAAAGAGCUUGAAUCAUUGAAACUGGAGCAAGCUACACUCUUGAAAGUAAAAGAAAAAUGUGAGGAGAGUGAGAGGCUAAAAAAAGUGCUUCAGGAGCAGGGGGGAGCCCUUCAGAAGAGGAUUCAUCAACUUGAGCAAGCAGAGCAGCAGAAAGAUGACAAGAUUACUCAACUGCAGUUGGAGCAGAAGACUCUGGAGGAAAAGGUGGACAUCCUGGUUCUGGAGAAAGAGAGACUUGUUCAGACAAAGCAGUCCAAUGAGAGUGAGAAGUUAGCCUCACAUCACCGGGAAGAGGUGCUCAAGAAAGAGCUUGAAUCAUUGAAGCUGGAGCAAGCUACACUCAUGAAAGUAAAAGAAAAAUGUGAGGCGAGUGAGAGGCUAGAGAAAGAACUUCAGGAGCAGCUUUUAGCUAAAACUGAAGCAGUGGAAGAAAACAAAGCUAAGAGAGAAGAACUGGAGCAUAAAAUUGUCAGCUUGAAGAAUGAGCUUGACAGCACAGUUGGCUGCUUGGAGAAGGCUAAGCUCAAUGAGGAGGCAAAAACAUGUCAGGUUUUAGCUAUUCAGCAAGAGAUCAUCCAACACAAAAAACUCUUGGAGAAACAAAAUCUACACAUUGAUGACAUUGUCAGAGACAAGGAUCACCUCAUCAAAGAGCUCCAAAUGGAAAUAUUUGAGCAGAAGGCAGCACUUCAGGAAAAGAUUGAUAAACUUGAGCAAGCAGAACAGCAAAAAGCUGACCAGAUUAGUGUGCUACAGGCAGAGCAGAAGGCUCUGGAGAAACAUGUGGACAUGCUAGCUCUGGAGAAUGAGAGACUUGUUCAAGCCGCAGAGAGAGAGAACUUGGCUUCACUUGACCGGGAAGUGUUGAUCAAGAAAGAGCUUGAAUCACUUAAGUUGGAAAAUACUACCCUCUUGAAAGAAAAGGAAAUAAAUGAGGAAAGUGAGAAGCUAAGGAAAGAAUUGCAGGAGCAACUCUUUGCUAAAACUGAAGCUGUAAAAGACCACAAAGCUAAGAGCGGUGAAUUGGAGCUUCAAAUUGUCCUGUUGAAGAAUGAGCUUGACAGCACAGCUGGCAGAUUGAUGAAGGCUGAAGCCAAUGAGGAGGCAAAAACACAACAGCUUUCGUCUUAUGAGGAAGAAAUCACACAACAGAAAAAACUCCUGGAGAAACAAAACUUGAGCAUUGAAGACCUCGUUGGAUCCAAAGAUCACAUUGUGAAAGAGCUGCAAAAGGAAAUAUCUGAGCAGAGGGUAGAUCUUCAGAAAAAGAUAGAUCAACUUGAGCAAGCUGAGCAACAGAAAACUGACCAGAUUAGCAAACUACUGGCAGAGCAGACGGCUCUCGAGAAACAGGUGAACUUGCUGGUUCUGGAGAAGGAGAAACUUUUUGAGACCAAGCAGACCAUGGAAAGGGAGAACUUGACUUCACUUGAGCGGGAAGAAUAUCUCCAGAAAGAGCUUGAAUCAUUUAAACAAGAAAAAGCCAUGCACGUAAAAGAGAAGGAAAAAAAUGAGAGUGAGAGGCUAAAGAAAGACCUGCUGGAGCAGCUCUCGGCUAAAACUGAAGCUGUGGAAGACUACAAAGCUGAGAGAGAUGAGCUGGAAGGUGAAAUUGUCCGCUUGAAGAACGAGCUUGACAACACUGUUGGCUGCUUGAAGAAGGCCGAGGCCAAUGAGGAGGCCACAAAAUUGAAGCUUACAUCUUGUGAGGACGAAAUAACCCACCAGAAAAAACUGCUGGAGGAAAAAAACGUGCACAUUGGAGACAUCGUUCAAUCAAAGGAUCACAUUAUCCAAGGACUGCAAAUGGAAAUAUCUGAGCAGAGGGAAGCUCUUCAGGAAAAGAUUGAUCAUCUUAAACGUCUAUUUGAGCAAGCGGAGCAGCAGAAAGAUGGUCAUAUUAGCGUACUACAGGCGGAGCAAAAGGUUCUUGAAAAACAGGUGGACGUGCUGGUUCUGGAGAAAGAUAGACUGCUUCAGACCAAGCAGGCUGCAGAGCGAGAGAACACGGCCUCACGUAAGAUGGAAGAAGUCCUCAAGAAAGAGCUUGAAUUAUUAAAGAUGGAAAAAGCUACGCUUUUGAAGGAAAGGGAAAAAUAUGAGUCGAGUGAGAGGUUGAAGCUUGAACUGCAGGAGCAGCUUUUGGCUAAAACUGAAGCUGUGCAACACUACAAAGCUCAGGUGGAAAAGGCAGUGAAUCACUACAAUGACAAGAAGCAGCUUCUCCAUGAUAGCCAAGAAGAGGUGACCAAGCUUAAACAUUCCCUUGAAAUAAGAGAGAAGGAGGUUAAGGCUGCUGGUAUGGAGAACAAACUUCUUCAGAUGGAAUUAGAAAAGGCUCAAAGCAAGGAGAAAAACAUGUUGGGCACAUUGGCCCGUCUGGAGGCACAGGUGGCCUUUGCUGAUCUAAACUUGCGGGCACAAAACCGAAUCCUUGGUCAUGACGGAAGUGCGCCUCAGUUGUGUCACUUGGAAGUUCCGGACAUAGACAUUAAAGUUGAGCCAAAGAGAAGCAUGAGCUCAGACAGUCUGGACCGAAGCUCACUUGAAGACUCUCUGAACAACACAAGGAAGCUUUUGGCACCUGAUGAAUCGAGCACACCGCUUGUUCGUAGUUCUGAGAGACUAGCAGCAAAGCGUUCUGCUCUGAAGGCUGAGUCACUAGAAACUCUUUACUUUACACCAAUAAACACAAGACACAGAACAAAUGCUGAAAACAAAACAGAAAUGGAUUUCGCCUUUGUGAAUCCAUCAUCAUCUGUCAAAAGGCGGAGGACAACGCAGGUUAUCAACAUAACCAUGACAAAGAAAACCCCCGGUGGUGUUGAAGAUGAUGAGACAUUCUACAGCCUGGCUUCAGCUCGUUCACAACCCAACCUCUCCAGUGCCAAUAGCGCACGUCCCAUAUCCAUGGAGCUUUUUGACACACCAGCCAAAAUGGCUGCUGCUGGCAGUGAUCAGCUCAGCGGUCUUCCUGGGUAUCGACGGAGCACACUCCAUUCGCAGACCGCGAGUACGUUUUGCGUCGGAGCAGAAAAUGAGCCAGAUGGUGCGUCUGAUGACUGGAUGAGGAUUGCUGAGCUCCAGGCCAGGAACAAGGCUUGCCUACCUCAUCUCAAGAGCAGUUAUCCUGUAGAGUUUGAGAAUGGUAGCAAGAGUACGUUCCUUUUCACCGACGAAGAAGUCCGUACAGGUGACCCAACGGAGACUAUUCGACGGGCAUCCCUCAUGCCAGGCCAGCUGCAGCGUUCUGUCACUGCCCACCGCCACUCCCUUGCGGCUCCACAGUCCACAGUCGGCGCUCGCUCUCACCGUUUGUCCUUGAUGGCAGACCACUGGCCGUCCAAACUGGUUGGCGCUUCUCAGCUAAGAAGCCCGGGAUGCAAAAAACGUUCUGCAUUGACAUCUGUUACUCAAACUUCACCUGAGAAAAAAAUGAAGCCCAGCUGUUUCCCUCGCCCUCUCACUCCCAAAAAUAAGAAUACCAACAGUGGACCCUCAAGCUCUCAACUUCAUGCUGCCCUCAGUCCAGCUGACCGCAGGCAAUCUAUGAUGUUCACCAUCGACACCACCCCUAAGAGCAACAGGAACAGUUACCUGAAAAAAGGCCUGAACAAGCUCCGUAGCUCUACCCGGAAAUCGCCGGGGAAAACUUCCAAGAGGUCUCCCGCGAAGUCUGCGCACAAAGAAAAUAUGCCGGCUGGAGCUUCUGUCACUGCAUUGGGUCCAGGGGGUAAGAGGAGGAGCUUCAAGUCACCCAGAGUGAAAGACAACAAGUCCCCUAAAAUUGGAGGCAAAAAGGCGAAGUCUCCACAGUUGACAGCAAGUGCUCGCAAGGUAAAGACAUAGUCGUCGUACAAGCAGAGUUCACUUGGUUACUCAUUGAAAUCGGUUUGUCUAUUGUAAAUAUUUUUUGGAAAUGGUGAUAUAUCUAAAUGGUACCCCUCAACUGUCAGUUUUUUUCUGUUUUAAAAAAGGGUGUUCAGUCAUGGGGACAUUGCUAAUUAGUGACAUUUUUUUUUUUUUUUUGCAGAAGUGUGUAUCACUAAAAUCAAAGCGAUUUGCUUGACUCUAGCCUUUACUUGCUUAUGUCAAUGUUCUUUCCUUUUAUUGUCAUGCUUUAUGCCAUUUUUUUCUCCUGACACCUUUUAAAAAUGGUUAUAUUUUGUUGUACAA
This is a messenger RNA of Corythoichthys intestinalis (scribbled pipefish), 8379 nucleotides long. RefSeq names its product nuclear mitotic apparatus protein 1 (gene numa1). The record is from RefSeq and is a predicted model, not a curated record. Lineage: Eukaryota; Metazoa; Chordata; Actinopteri; Syngnathiformes; Syngnathidae. The transcript has 28 exons. Gene Ontology annotation, molecular function: microtubule binding. The coding region runs from base 1360 to 8052 and encodes 2230 amino acids. Gene Ontology annotation, cellular component: spindle pole; centrosome; spindle microtubule. Gene Ontology annotation, biological process: establishment of mitotic spindle orientation.